AUAUUGGUAAGAAUAGUUUAUUCGACGUCAAUUGAUUUGUAUUCCUUUAACUUAUACGCAGCUUUGUUCUUAUGUUUUGUGUUAGGGAAACUGCUUCGAGAAGCAGAACCCGAAUUGAUGGAAACUUUGAUUCAAGCUACAAAAGUAGGUGACCAGAAAACAUUGCAGGCUUUAGCUGCUUCAAAGACACAAAUCACUGAAGAAGAAGAAGAGGAUGAUGAUCCAUUCGAAUAUACUUCACAGGAGUUUGUCAAUAUUGCAAAUAGAUGGUUUGAUGGGUUGAUCAGCAAGGACAUUGAAAUUACAAAUGAAGUAUUUUCAGUUAGCAGCGUCGAUUUUGAUCGUCAGGAAUUGCGUAAACUUGUUCGAAAAGUGCAGACGAGUCAAGAACAAAGCCGGAAUUCGAGUGAAGAAGACAAGGCAAAAAUAGAAGCAGCGGUAAAGAGAGUGGAGAAGUCCCUUACCCGGUUUCUUCGUACCUUUGCCAAUGCCAAUCAAUUGGCAACAGAAGAUAGUUUUGAUUAAUUUGUUCUGUAAUAU
Messenger RNA from Hibiscus syriacus, 540 nucleotides. RefSeq lists its product as uncharacterized. The record is from RefSeq and is a predicted model, not a curated record. NCBI's taxonomy places the organism in Eukaryota, Viridiplantae, Streptophyta, Magnoliopsida, Malvales, Malvaceae. The transcript is spliced from 3 exons. The annotation marks the transcript as partial.